Molecule: messenger RNA, 2251 nt
Organism: Pogonomyrmex barbatus (red harvester ant)
Lineage: Eukaryota; Metazoa; Arthropoda; Insecta; Hymenoptera; Formicidae
Gene: Arp2
Product: Actin-related protein 2
Source: RefSeq, a predicted model, not a curated record
CUCUCGAUUUGAGUUUACUCGGAUCUGCUCGUCCGCCGUUCUUCGUGUGCACCAAGUGAUCCUUCACGUCCGAGGAACGUCGAUCUACUUUUCUUUUUCUCCUCUUCAGAAACGAAUUUCCAUGACAAAUUCCGCUUCUCGCGCGGAUCAUCGACUGUGAUACGAAACGAUAUUAGUCAUUCGAUGGAACUGAUAUGAGAGCGAUUUGAAGGAGAAUCAAGAGUGAGAGAGAAAGAGAAAAGAAGGAAGAGAGAGAGAGAGAAAGUACACUUUUGACGGAGUAACAUCGAAAUGGACAGCAAGGGGAGGAAGAUCAUUGUCUGUGACAAUGGCACAGGGUUCGUUAAGUGUGGAUACGCUGGUGCUAAUUUCCCGGCUCACAUAUUUCCAUCUAUAGUUGGCCGACCAAUAAUCAGAGCUGUCAACAAGAUUGGUGACAUUGAUGUGAAGCAAGAGUAUUGCGUUCGUGAUGUACUUAACAUGCCUGACUUAAUGGUUGGUGAUGAAGCGAGUAAACUUCGUUCUAUGUUAGAGAUAAGUUACCCAAUGCAGAAUGGAAUCGUUAGAAACUGGGAAGACAUGUGUCAUGUGUGGGACUAUACCUUCGGCAAGGAGAAAAUGAAUAUUAAUCCUAAAGAAUGUAAAAUUCUAUUAACCGAGCCACCGAUGAAUCCUAUCACGAAUAGAGAAAAAAUGAUCGAGGUGAUGUUUGAGAAGUACGGUUUUGCUGGAACGUACAUCGCGAUUCAGGCGGUGCUGACAUUAUACGCUCAAGGACUGAUCAGCGGUGUCGUCGUGGAUUCAGGUGAUGGUGUCACACACAUUUGUCCUGUGUUCGAAGAAUACGCUUUGCCACAUUUGACCAGACGAUUAGACAUAGCCGGACGCGAUAUUACAAUGUAUCUAAUUAAAUUGUUACUGCUGCGCGGUUAUGCAUUCAACCAUUCGGCCGACUUUGAAACGGUACGAAUGCUGAAGGAGAAACUAUGUUAUAUCGGUUAUAACAUAGAAACGGAAGAAAAGUUAGCUCUUGAAACCACUGUGUUGGUAGAAUCCUAUACUCUUCCUGACGGACGUGUGAUAAAAGUAGGAGGCGAGAGAUUUGCAGCACCGGAAGCACUCUUUCAACCUCACUUAAUUAAUGUCGAGGCGCAAGGAAUAGCGGAGCUAGUAUUUAGCACAAUUCAAGCGGCUGAUAUCGAUAUCAGAAGUGAGUUGUAUAAGCACAUUGUUUUGAGUGGAGGUAGUACAAUGUAUCCAGGGCUUCCAUCGAGGUUAGAGCGAGAGAUCAAGCAACUUUAUCUUCAAAGAGUAUUAAAGAAUGAUACUACCAAACUAAAUAAAUUUAAAAUAAAAAUUGAAGACUCACCUCGACGUAAAGACAUGGUUUUCAUGGGUGGUGCUGUAUUAGCAGAAAUAACAAAGGAUCGAGAUUCCGUAUGGAUAACGCGGGAGGAAUACGAAGAGAAGGGUCUCAGUGUAUUAAAAAAGUUAGGCUCUUACGAAUCAUAAGGAAAGUCAUAGUAAUGUAGGUUAUAACAUUUUUAACGGGCAAUCAAGUGUUUUUUAAAGAAAUGUCGUUCUUGAGAGUUAGAUUCGCGCAGCAGUUUUAUGAUUUGUUAUAUAAUUGUACAACAAUUGUAAAACAAAAUACUUUAAAAGACUUACUUAGCUGUUUGAUAUUAACUCACAAUUCUUUUUCGAUUGAAUGUGAUAACUUCAAUUAAAUAUAAACAGAUAAAAAAUUUUCAACGCAUCAUUCCAGUAAAACACUGGAUAUAAAUAUUGAUUUAAUAAAAUGAUUUUUUUGCCAUGUUUCAAAUAGUUGUAUUUGAUUAAAAUAGUUCGUCAAUCAGGUAUGGAAUACUAUUGCAUUUAAUGUGUAUUUAUAACUCUCAGGUAAAUGUUCAACAUAUCGAUUAAUUUUUAUUGUUUCUUACGAUGAUACCUGAUGAAAACUUCAUUCCUGUUUCUUUGUAUUUAUGUUGAACUCUUCUUUAAAAAGUGUAAAUAUAAUUGAAGUUGUAAAAAUCAUUUUAUUCAGUGUGAAAUACUAUUUGCCUUUUCAUUAUAAUAUGUAAAAAAAAGAACUGCAAGAAUGAUCGACGUUUGACUUUGUAUUUGAAGUCUUUUACACAUACGUAUACAUGUUAUGAAACAUGAGUUAUACGUAAUAUAUAAAAAAAAUAGUAAUCUAUUGUUAAGAAAUGUUUGAAAGAAAUUAAAUGGUUGGAUUGUAUAUAUGCAAUGU